Suillus paluster is the source of this 2481-nucleotide messenger RNA. RefSeq lists its product as uncharacterized. The transcript is spliced from 15 exons. NCBI's taxonomy places the organism in Eukaryota, Fungi, Basidiomycota, Agaricomycetes, Boletales, Suillaceae. The record is from RefSeq and is a predicted model, not a curated record. The coding region runs from base 1 to 2481 and encodes 826 amino acids.
AUGAUCCUGGCAGUUUUUUCUCAUUUCUUGAAUAUUCAGGAUGACCCUCAAAAACAAUGGGUACCAGAGUGUGACAAUUUUCUCGAGGAAUUCAUUCGGCUUGAAGGGCGUGGAGAUGAUGGAUGGAGUAGGCAUUAUCAUGGGGAGCAGGGAUGCAUCAACCAGCCGUUUAUUUGGUGCAUUGAUUGUGAAGGAUUACAGCUUUACUGUCAGUCUUGUGUCAUCUCGUUGCACUGCACAAUGCCUUUGCAUCGCGUUGAAAUUUGGUCCGGAAAUUACUUCCAGUGCAGCAACUUAAGAGACCUAGGGCUACGUAUACACCUCGGGCAUCCAACUGGUGUUCGUUGUUGCAAUCCCUCUGCUGCAUUCCAGGACGACUUCACCGUCCUUGACAUCACUGGUGUCCACAGUGUCAUGCUAGAUUUCUGCAAUUGCGAGACAGCACAAACGCAUGCUACCCAACUCCUGUGCACUCGCUGCAUUGGCGCAUCUAAGGACCGUUAUGAAGCUUUCCUAUGGAUGACUGGGCAUGGCCAUGACACUGGUGGUGCUCUUGAUACAAUGGAAGGGGAACUCACUGUACUGUGCCCAGCUUGUCCUCAACCUGGCAAGAACUUGCCUUUGGAUUGGGAGACCAACAAAGCGCAACACAAAUGGCUUUAUGCCUUAUUUCUCGCAAUGGACGCUAACUUUCGUUUAUACCGCCAUAACAAGUCCUCUGAACAGGCGAACCCUAGCCUAAGCAGGGGCUGGGGUUAUUUCAUAGAACAAAAUGGAUUCAAAGAUGUACUGGAUGCUUAUGUGGGCCAGGUGCAAGAGAAAAGUUCUUGCACCAGCCACAAUGCUGUAAACCUUGCUGAAACCAAGAAUUCACGGGGACUGGCUGCCACAGGUGUUGGCACCAUCAUUUGUGCUCAUCAUAACCUCACCCGUCCAUCCUCAGUUGGAGAUCUCCAAAAACGAGAAAGGUAUGUGUCUCGGACAUAUUUGAUGAUGUCUAUUGACAUAAGACUUAAAUCUGUUCCUGUUCUUAACAUCUCCUAUGAUAUUGCAUGUCAAUGGGGUAAACAUCUGUUGGAGUGGAUGUCACGCUAUCCCUCCUGGAUCCAUUUUUUGACUCACAUUGAAGCAUGUCAGACUUUGUAUUCUCUUAACCUCAUAAAAGGCAUGGCAAGGACUGACAGUGAAGCCAUUGAAUGCAGAUGGUCCAACAUGAAUCCGGUUGCUACCAGCACGCAUGAAAUGGGCCCAGGGUCAAGAUGCCACAUCUUGGAUGACCACUUCGGUGAUUGGAAUUGGCGUCAAGUGUCCAACUUGGGUCCUUCGCUCCUCAAGAAACUCAAGGAGGCAAUUCCAGAAUGUUAUCAGCAUGCUGCUGAUCUUCAUGACUUCGAGGAAGCCAUCCCGUCUUCGAGUCUUAGUACCUGGCACAAGCUGCCAAACCCUUUUGAGAUAAAAGCUUCAGUUGUUACCCAGGCAUCUCUUGAAGCCCACCAGCUAAGGCAAGGAUCGGACACCUCCCUCCACCCAGAGGUCUCCCCUAGUGUGUUAAUUACUGUCAGGAUUGACCUAGAGGCUUUGCAACAUCGACUUACAACAGAUACUGCAAACAUUGGAAUCCACGCUACCGAUAACCAACUAUCCACAAUGCAACAAUGCACCAACGCUCUAUGCUGUCAAAUUGAACAGUGGAUGCAAAUCCAAACACUAUAUAUUCCCAAUGUUGCCAGACUUCGAACCAAUACCUCUGAUGCUGAAGAUGCCACCCUUGAAGAACCUGCUCACACCAUCAAAUUGUGGAUGCUGUCUGCAGUUGUGAAGGCAGGCAUGUCUUGCGAUGUGAACCUCUGUAACAUCGAAUGGAAGUUGCGCUGUGCCAAAACACAUGAUGGUCUCCAGGAACUACAGCAACACCUACGAAUCAAAUGCCAUCUAAACGGGUUCAAGAAGAACUGGUUAAUGGGCCAGCAAGCCCAUACCAGAUCCUGUGCUGUCAUUGAUACCGUGGUGGCAAAAAUAGCUGCGGCUGCGACGAAGUAUCGCACGGCAUGGAGCACACUUCAUACCUUAGCUGAUGCCCUCCUACAUUUUGAUUGGGAGAUCGAGUUCCCAAGGCUCGAGGAUGGGGAUAUUUGUGGCAUGACGGAGGAGGAAGUGGGAGGCUUGGUGUCAGAGGGUCGCAGACUCAUGGCCAUGUCUUGGAUCUGGAAGCAGCACCAUGGAGUGGGUGAAGAAGAGCUUUCUGAAGCAAUGCGCAUUGAGUGGUGCAAGGCAGGGGCUCAUGCAAAGAGGUGGGCAGAGGAGGUCGAACUUGUGCAGGAGGAGAUGCGACGAUACGAUGUUAAUGUCCUCCGUGUCGCUGCCCGCCACAAUCCCAGCCGCAUACUCAUCAAAGUCACCCAUGCCAAUCCUAGCCCAUCGGUCCAACAUGUCUUCGAGCUCUUCACGGUGCUCUGGAAUGUCGAGCAGCAUAUCAACUGA